UUUUUGAAUACAGAACACUCGUUUUAGGUAAAGUAUUUGUCUCAAGUUAGUUAAUUAUUGGUUAACUUUACUAAUUUAGCGAACAAUAUGUGGCAGCUACAACUGUGCAUUUCAGUGUCAUUUAUAGUGGACGUUUGCAGCAGGCAAAGUAAACAGAACAUCAUGUGCUCUUGUCUUGGACAAGUCAUAUGACUUCCCUCGCGUUGGUUAUGGUAGCUUAAAAGUGGAGUGAGGCAGGCGCACACUUUCAAUGUCUAUGCUAUCAUAUGGCAACACUUUCAGUGAAUAGUCACUUUGCGGUGCUCCUGAUAUGGCUUGGUUACUGGAUGUCGGAGUGCAACAAUAUUGGUCCCUCAUUGGACGAUGACCUCCUAUCGCCGUACCUCUACGGCCAUAGCCAUGGACCCUCGCACUCCCACCGUCAUGUCCGAGACUGCCAGUCCGUUGUCAAUGGCAACGUCACCCACCAGACCUGGCCCGCCAGCAACCACACUGGGGUGCCCGUGGCUGAGUCGAAAGUAUUCAUCUCUAACGUCCCUGGCACAACCCGAUGGGUCACAGGUCACAUUACAGUGGUCCAUGACCCCCUGAGGACGGUGUCUGUGCUGGAGCCUGGAGGGCCGGGGGGGUGCGGGAUGAACCGGAGGGAGGCGGUGGAGGAAACUGCUAGAGCCGGCAGGUGUCUCUAUGCCCAGAAUGGAGGGUUCUUUGGUACUAAGACCGGGGAGUGUUUGGGGAAUCUAGUGAGUGACGGGGUGCAAGUGAGGGACAGCAAAGGGUUGCAGAAUGCCCAGUUUGGCAUCAGGAGGGACGGGACACUGGUGUUUGGUUAUCUCUCUGAGGAGGACGUUAAGGAUGAAGCCAACCCCUUUGUGCAGUUGGUCAGUGGGGUGGUGUGGCUGCUCCGAAACAGCCAGGUCUACAUUAACCAGAGCAUAGAGGCUGAGUGUGACGCGACACAGGAGACGGGGAAUUUCCUCCGUUUUGUGGACGUGGUGUCGGCCAGGACAGCGGUUGGUCACGAUAAGGAGGGGAAACUAAUCCUGUUCCACAUAGAUGGACAGACGGACCACAGAGGUAUGAGUCUUUGGGAGGUGGCAGAUUUUCUGAAAGGUCAGGGGGUCAUCAAUGCCAUCAACCUGGAUGGGGGUGGUUCCUCCACUUACGUGGCGAACGGCUCUUUGGCCAGCUACCCCUCGGACCACUGUGUUUCAGACCCCAUGUGGCGCUGCCCUCGGCGGAUCUCCACCAUCCUGUGCGUCCACCAGCCCCAUUGUCAGCCUGAGGACUGCAGCGGGCACGGGGCAUGCAUCAAUGGGCACUGCCAAUGCCAGGAGGGCUGGAGUGGGACUGGCUGUGACACCCUGGUGUGCCAACCGCCCACCUGUGGUGCCCACGGUGUCUGUACACAGGAUGGCUGUGCGUGUGACGCUGGAUGGAGAGGGGAGAUCUGCAGCCAAGUGUGUGAUUUGGGUUUCUAUGGCGACGGCUGCAACCAGACAUGCACCUGCACUAACGGGGGCUCAUGUGACACUGUUCACGGUGGCUGCAGCUGCCCCAUUGGUUUCCGUGGCGACUCCUGUGAACAAGAGUGUCCUCUGGGUUUGUACGGGCUGGACUGUGGGAAGGAGUGCCAGUGCCAGGACAUGUGCCCAUGUGACCCGGUCACAGGAAGCUGCAAUGCCUUGUUCCAGGGAGAGAAGAACCAGAGCAUACAGAGAGCUGGCCAUUGUCUGGCCAAUCAGAUGUUUGCAAUAUGGAGUGAGGAGGAGGCACACAAAUCCAAGCCUUAUCUCUCUGAGCAGUGCUGGCUCAUCAUCACUGGCCUGUUGACCUCUCUGCUGUUGGCCAGCCUGGUGGGUCACCUGAUCAUGUGUCGGCGGGCCGCGGCUCACCACCCCGGCCGUGUGGACUACUCCUACGUGCCACUGACAGAGAUUGGUGCGUGCAGUUCAGUGGUCCGUGGGAAAGGGUCGCAACCCAGCAGAGGCGUAUUCGAGAUGGAGGACUCAGACUCCCAGGAUGAACUGUGGUCGGGUCCGCGCUGAGGGAGGGUGAUGGGGGACGGGUGGGAGUGAGCCUACCCUGUUAAGACUGUCUGGAGGAGCUAUCGCUAACAUAUUGUAAAGAGGGAAGGAAGGUUUAUAUAGAGAAUGGUUUGCAAUCAAUGAAGGAGAGGAAGAGAUGGAGCCAGGGAUAGAGAAGAGGUCAGAGCUGGAGGGAGGGAGUGCAGUGCAGAAAGAGGAAGGGAGGGUGCGACGACGAGGCCAUCGUCUGUUUCAAACUCUAUCCCCUAUUUGAAGAGGGCUAUUUGUAUUUUCCCUCCGUCUCAUCAGCCACCAUCUCGUUAUCCAGAGUGGAUGUAAAGAAAGAGGAAAAACAGACUGAAAAGAAAGAGGAGGCAUAGAAGUAAAAGGAGGAAGAAAGUAACUUCUCUCACCCUUGUUACUUUUUUAUACUAAAUGACUCUUUUUUUUUUUUUUUUUUUUAUUGUCCUCCACUCUAGAUUGUUCUAAGUGACAAAGAAGAAACAAUAUGCCAACAUAUUUGAUUGUGACUAAUAUCAACAGUAUGUUUCCAUAUAAGAAUAGUUAUUUUAAGGAGACAUAAACAGAGAAGGGAUUCUGGGCCUUUUGUUGGCCACCCUGAUGUUUGCCAUCCUGUUCCACAAGCAUGGGAUAGAUUUCUCCACUUGUUGCCAUGAGAACAGACAAGGUAAGCACUAGCCAGGAAAUCCCCAACGCUCCAACCCACUGAACCUUGUAUUAAUGGAGUCCACUUUAUCAAAUUAUUCAAUGUGAAUGCACCCAGGUUCACUGGGAUUGUUUUUAAUAUUUCCAAACUAGUUUUUUUUUCUGAAGUCAUGUUUCCACCAGCCCCGUGAAGCACCUAUUUUUGUUCAGACAACUGUUCAGACAAACGUUGAAAUCAUGUUUAAAGGUUGUCUGGGUGCCAAGUGUGCUUCUGGUUCAGCCAAACGUUUCUAAGGCAGCAGUAGGGGUUUGAAUGCAGAAGGAAGCAUGUACCCAAACUAGUUUGACAGGACCCGAGUGAGUUUAUUUUUUAAUAUUUUUUUUUUGUCUGACAGAUUGGGGUCAAGGAGCAGUCAACAAACAAUCUCAAUUCUUUAACAGUUCAUUCUAGUUAUUUUUCAGUUGAGGUUUCUCACAGACGAGGAAAUCCUUUAUGACCUUUAUCUCUUUUCCAUAUUAUGAGAAUUGUGUGGCGGCUUGGUGAGGUGGAGAUUAGUGAGUUAGAGGGCCAAUGAGACUAUUGGAGUAGUAUAUGGUCAUGUUGGGGGGAUGUAAAGAAGGAUGUUCAGUUUUUAAACUGUGUGUGGAGAUAUUUAUCUCACACUAAGGUUAGGAUUCACUUUGAGACAUACCAGGGGUUGUUAUAUUACAAGGCUGUGGGAGAACACUUGAUGGGAAAUGUGUUUGUUGGUGGUGUUACGUGUGUAUUUAACAUGCAGGUUACCAGAUUGUGGUCUAUAUGGAGGCUGUUAGGGAGUUGGAUUGUCCCACAGAGAUGGCUAAUGACUUGUGCUCAAAAACAGUGAAAGGUCUCUAUACAGUGAUAAUGACUCACUGUGUGCUAGCGAUGUUGUUGUGUUUGUAUAGUUACCUAUCGUGACUCGCACUUCCUUGAACUGGUGAAGAAAAUGGAGGAAUUUCAUUUGCACUCUCACCAGUGACCGUCAGGCAAGGAAAAAUGCAAAUCAAGGUGAUUGCUUGAAUAGAUGUUUGUUUCAAUACAUUUGAAUGUUGGUGAGUUGCGAGACUGGUUUUGUUUGGUAAAUUGUAGAUGUUUUAUUAUACUGCUUCUAUGAGCUAGCUGGCCAACUAGAGGUACCUGGCAUCACUACCCUGGAACAUAUAUGCGGCAGGUUAGCCUAACGGUUAGAGGAUUGGGCCAGUAACCGAAAGGUUGCUAGUUUGAAUCUACGAGCCAUCAAGGUGAAAAAUCUCUGUCCUUGAGUUAGGCACCCCGAAUUACUCCAGGGUCACCCUGGCCGUGACCCCACUCUUCCGAGGGUGUCUUGGGAAGUUGGGAUAUGCAAAAAACUAAUUUCCAAUUCGCACGUGUAUUAAUAGGACAAAUAUAGGCACCCACCAAAUUAUUUUUAUUACAUACUGUAUGCUUGCUAUUAAUGGGUCUUUCGCUUGAAUGUCUUUUUUAAUAGUCUUGGCAUAUUAUAAAAAGUAUUUAAAUGUUUUAUAUUGUUUAGUUGUAGCCCAGCAUGGGUUGUUAUUGUCUGUGUGUUAACAACAAACCAGCCCUAGCCAGAGCCGAGCCAGGCUGCGGUACACACCGGUAGCGUGUGCCGGACAUAAUUUGCUAACCGACUCUGCAUGUAGAAUCUGUUCAGUUUGUAUUUAUUUUGAAAGGCGCAUUGUGUAAGCUAGCUGUGCUUUGUAGUGACCACUGACUUGAGGGCCCUCUGGAUUUCAGCCAGCCAGAGGAAGAAUGACAGUGAUGAAGAAGGGAGCUCCUUUACAUAAACAGGAAGUGCACCUAGCAUAAUGCCAAAUGAUUGGGGGUUAAUUUAAUAUAUAUUUGUUCAAAAUUGGACUUCCUCUUUGUUUUACUCAGGCGAUGACAUAAUUAUGUUUAGUUCCCAUCCAAUAAGGGUCAGGAAAUGAUACUUCAAUAUUUAUAAGUUUGAUAAUGUGUUAAUAUUUGGCAAGGAAUGUAUUUGAUGUACUAGAGUCAUGUAUAGUGUUUAAUCACAAACUAAAGUCAAUGAACUGAAACUGGUGUAAAAGUUUCCCAUGAUUGUGUUUCCUUUACUGUCGUUGUUGUGAAUGACAACUCGCAUUCCUUGUCUACUUGAAACUUCUUGCUGUUAAUAUGCAAAUGUCAAGAAUUGAGAAAAACAAAAUGCAGUUUAAGGUGGUUGGCAUGUCACUGCUGAGUUUUAGUAAAGAUUCUUUUUCACCAAUAAAGCCUUUUUUUUCCAGUAUCA
Messenger RNA from Salmo salar (Atlantic salmon), 4966 nucleotides. It is a transcript of the gene nagpa, whose product is annotated as N-acetylglucosamine-1-phosphodiester alpha-N-acetylglucosaminidase. NCBI's taxonomy places the organism in Eukaryota, Metazoa, Chordata, Actinopteri, Salmoniformes, Salmonidae. Gene Ontology annotation, biological process: secretion of lysosomal enzymes. The record is from RefSeq and is a predicted model, not a curated record.